Messenger RNA from Otolemur garnettii (small-eared galago), 428 nucleotides. RefSeq names its product secretoglobin family 1D member 1 (gene SCGB1D1). The transcript has 3 exons. Bases 56 to 325 code for a protein of 89 amino acids. NCBI's taxonomy places the organism in Eukaryota, Metazoa, Chordata, Mammalia, Primates, Galagidae. The record is from RefSeq and is a predicted model, not a curated record. Gene Ontology annotation, biological process: signal transduction.
GUCCAAGUUCCUCAUUGUUUGCUAAAGCUGAAAGUUCAAAGCAAGAUAAGCCACCAUGAGGCUGUCGGUAUGUCUCCUGCUGGUCACUCUGGCCCUUUGCUGCUAUGAGGCCAAUGCAGUGGUCUGUCCAGUUAUUGCUUCCGAAAUCACAGGCUUCUUAUUUGCUGGAGAAAAAGUAUUCAGGCAACAACUCUCCAAAUUUCAUGCACCUCAGGACGCUGUUCAGGCCAAGAUGAAAGUGAAGAAAUGCAUAGAUCAGAUAUCCCUUCCCAACAGAAUGAUGAUUGAAAAAAUAUUGGGGAAAAUACUGUUGAAGUGUUUAUAGGAGACAAAAAAGGAUUUCGUGUUGGCUCCACCGUCUUUCAGUGAUCGGCCCUGCAGCAUGUAGAGGUUUCAACGUCUUGCUUUAAUAAAUUCUUUGCCCUGCA